GGGCCGCCGUGUGCCGGCGGACGCGGUGCGGGAGGGCAGCGCUCGGAGCCCCGGCGCCCUCUGCCCCUUCCCUUCCCCUCCUCGCCGCCGGGAUGCGCCCGGAGGCGGCGCCGCAGGCGGGCGGCCUGGAGCGGUUCGCCAGCCCCGGCAAGGGCCGGGGGCUGCGGGCGCGGCGGCGCUUCGCCGUGGGGGAGCUGCUGUUCAGCUGCCCGGCCUACGCCGCCGUGCUGACCGUCAGCGAGCGCGGCGGCCACUGCGACGGCUGCUUCGCCAGGAAAGAAGGAUUGUCCAAGUGUGGAAGAUGUAAACAGGCCUUUUACUGCAAUGUGGAAUGCCAGAAGGAAGACUGGCCAAUGCACAAGCUCGAGUGUGCUUCCAUGUGCACUUUCGGGCAGAACUGGAAUCCCUCAGAGACCGUGAGACUGACGGCGAGGAUCCUUGCCAAACAGAAAACUCACCCUGAAAGAACACACUCAGAGAAGCUGCUUGCUGUAAAAGAGUUUGAAUCACACAUUGACAAACUAGACAAUGAAAAGAGAGAGCUGAUUCAGAACGACAUUGCUGCUCUUCAUCACUUUUACUCAAAGCACUUGGAGUACCCUGACAAUGCUGCCCUUGUAGUUCUCUUUGCACAAGUUAACUGUAAUGGCUUCACAAUUGAAGAUGAAGAACUCUCUCAUUUGGGAUCAGCCAUAUUUCCUGAUGUUGCAUUGAUGAACCAUAGCUGUUGCCCAAAUGUGAUUGUGACUUACAAGGGAACCUUGGCUGAAGUCAGAGCUGUUAAAGAGAUUGAGCCUGGAGAGGAGAUUUUUAGCAGCUAUAUUGACCUGCUAUAUCCCACAGAAGACAGAAAUGACCGGUUAAGAGACUCAUAUUUCUUUAAUUGUGAUUGCAGGGAGUGCAUUACAAAAGAAAAGGAUAAAGAGAAACUGGAAAUCUGCAAGCUGAAUGAUCCUCCAUCGGCAGAGGCGGUACAAGACAUGAUCAAAUAUGCCAGGAACGUGAUUGAGGAAUUCAGGCGAGCCAAACACUACAAAUCCCCUGGUGAAUUACUGGAGAUCUGUGAGCUCAGCCUGGACAAGAUGGGUGCAGUGUUUGAAGACAGUAAUGUUUAUAUGUUACAUAUGAUGUACCAGGCCAUGGGUGUCUGUCUCUACGUGCAGGACUGGGAAGGUGCACUGCGUUAUGGGCAAAAAAUUAUCAGACCAUACAGUAAACAUUAUCCCUCCUACUCGCUGAACGUUGCCUCCAUGUGGCUGAAAUUAGGGAGACUGUAUAUGGCGUUGAAUAACAGAACGGCUGGAGUUAAAGCCCUGAAGAGGGCAAUUGCUAUCAUGGAAGUAGCACAUGGGAAAGAUCAUCCAUACAUUUCAGAGAUCAAAAAGGAAUUAGAGGACCACUGAGCCUUUGAAUCUAUGCAAUCCUUCAAACCUUUAUUUAAAAAGCCUUGUUAUGGAAACCUUCAGGAGUGCUUUGAAAAGCGGUAGAGUGAACACAGUUCUGUCCUAUAAUUGGAAUGACAAACACACUUAGGCCUAGCUUCCUAGCUUCCACCCAUCUACAAUUGCCUUUUUUUUUUUUUCUUUUAAGGAAGCAUCCAUGGUUUCUUGAAGGUUAUGCCUUCUGACAGUUCAUGUGCAAAAGUGGCCAUUUUUUUCUUUAGGGAUUUCAAUGUGGAUCUUAUUUGUGUAAAGUCAAUAAAGUGGUCUUGACCCCUCUUGAUUCCACUUA
This is a messenger RNA of Pseudopipra pipra, 1731 nucleotides long. RefSeq names its product SET and MYND domain containing 2 (gene SMYD2). The coding region runs from base 93 to 1403 and encodes 436 amino acids. The record is from RefSeq and is a predicted model, not a curated record. Gene Ontology annotation, cellular component: nucleus. The transcript is spliced from 12 exons. Gene Ontology annotation, molecular function: protein binding; histone methyltransferase activity; protein-lysine N-methyltransferase activity. NCBI's taxonomy places the organism in Eukaryota, Metazoa, Chordata, Aves, Passeriformes, Pipridae.